GCUACCCGCGAUUCCGCUUGUUGUCCUUGAACGUCACUUGAGCACUCCUUAUUUUCGCCAGCGAUUCCAAGUGUCUUCCACGCAAGUUCCGGCCAUGAUCAGCACCUCGUCAGUUGCUGUACCGGCCGGGAAAGCGGGCGACGAGGAUGAGGCGGAGAACGAGGAUGAGGGAGGAAGCAGCUCGGAGGAAGAGGCGUUGCCUGGAGAGGCCCGCGCCACCUGGGGAAACCAGUGCGAACUGUUUCUCUCCUGCCUCGGCAUGUCCAUGGGCCUGGGGAGUUUCUGGAGAAUGCCGUCGCUCGUCAGGGCCAACGGCGGAGCCGCCUUUCUGGUCUCGUACGUGGUCGUGUCGCUGACCGUGGCCAAGCCGGUGUUCUUCAUGGAGCUCUUCCUGGGACAGUUCUCCAGCCAGGGUUCCGUCGGCGUCUGGCGGUGCGCGCCCAUCGGCAGAGGCAUCGGCAUCUGCAUGUGCUACGUGAGCCUGCUGAUCAGCACGUACUUCGUGUGCUUCGCGGCGCACGCCAUGCUGUUCGUGUGGAAGUCGCUCGGCAAUCGGCUGCCGUGGGCCACGUGCGACGAGGAGUGGGGCGCCGACGCCGCCUGCUUCGUACGCCAGCGGGGAAAGGUGCCCUGCAAGGACGUCACGUGGUGGCUGGCCGAGCGCUACGCUCACGCCAACCUGACCGAGGGUCACGAGGUGUCGUACGAGGACCUGGUCUUCUACGUGCCCGACGACGUGUACAAGAACAAGUCCGACGGUUGCCAGUACGGCACCAACACGGCCGCCGAGCAGUUUUACUUCCGUCACAUCCUGGGCCUGAGCGAGAGCGUGAGCAUGAAUGGCAACUUCCGCAUCGACAUCCUCGUCUGCAUCGGCAUCUGCUGGAUUGUCUUCUACUUGACCGCCUCCAGGGGCAUACGCCUCUCCAGGAAGUUCGUCUACGUGACGUCACUCGGGUCGUACGCGCUACUGUCGGUUCUCCUGUUACGCGGCCUGGUGCGGCUGCCCGGGGCCGACUUCGGCAUCCACUACAUGCUCAAGCCGGAAUGGAGCAAGCUGCUCAACAUCAGGGUGUGGUACGAAGCUAUGCGGCACAGCCUCCUGAGCGGCGGAGUCUCCACUGGCGUCAUCAUCAACGUGGGCAGCUUCAACCAAUUCUCCAGCGGAACCUACACUGUGGUCGCGGGCGUGGCCCUGGCCGAGGUGCUGCUGGGCCUCGUCAGCGGCGCCGUGGUCUUCUCCGUGCUGGGCAGUCUGUCCGAGCGGCUGGACACGCCCAUCGAGGACCUCGCACGUCACGGAUUGAGUCUGUUGUUCCUGUCGUUCACCGAGGCGGUCGCCGACAUCGACUUCGCGUACGUGUGGAGCGCCGGCUUCUUCGGCGCCUUCGUCCUCUGCGCCCUCGACUCGAACUGCCUCAUGGUGGAGUCGGUGCUGACGCCGCUCAGUGACGAGUUUACCUGCGUGCGCGCCCGAAGACCCCGGACGGCCUUCGCCUACAGCCUCAUCGCGUUCUUCGCCUCCAUGCCACUGGCGAUGCAGAACGGUGUUUACCUGGCCUUCCUUCUUGACACGUACGUACGGGGCAUGCUGGUACCGAUAAUCGCCUUCGUGGAAAUCUGCGUCAUUGUGAUAUUUUACGGAGUGACAAGGCUGGGAUUAGACUACGAGUUCGCGACGGGCCGUCGCCAGUGCUGCUACCUGGAUCUCUGCCUGCGCGUGUUCGCACCCUGCGCUCUUUGCUUCACGAUGCUAUUCUCCCUGUUCGGCAAGCAGCGGGACCUGUACUUCGAGAACUACAAGUACCCGGUGGCCGCCAAGAUGAUCGGCUGGUGCGUCGCCGCCUUUGGGCUGCUGCAGAUCCCCCUCUUCGCAUACGCCGAGCUGUACGCCGCCCACUUCAAUUUCGGCGCAGUUUGCCGACCGAAACCGAUAUGGGGCCCCGACAACCCGGAACUGUUCCAGGGGUACCUGGAGUUUCUGCAAAAGCACGGUGGCAUCAAAUCGCCGUUCACGUCGUCUGCGCGGACCAUGGUCACCAGGGCGAGCCACUUUAGCACCACGACCACCAUGCGGAAGUCGACCGGCGACACCGUGCCGAAGCGAGCGGCUAAAGCCGGCGGCGUUCGCAUCGCGCUGCCCGAGGACGGGGCGCCCGACGAAGACGGCAAGCGCGGCUCACACGCCUUCCGCAAGGCCGCCAUCCGUCGCAUGUCGAUGGCGACGGGCCGCACCCCCAACGAGCUGAAGCGAAUGGAGGUGUUGCUCAAGCUGUGCAGCUCGACCACGUCCGCCAGCGCGACUUCGGACGCCACCGAGCCGGAAUCGAAGCCGAAGCCGUUCGAGCCACCGGACAUCGCCGAGCAACAACCAGCAACGGCCUCGACGGCGACGCAAGUCCGGCGGGGAUCACUGAGCCAAGCGGGUGCUCCAGUAGCCGACUCUCUCGGCUUAGGCGUCCCACCGCACGCCCAGGGCGCGUCCGGAAGCCCGAUCGGCGCGGCGACGUCUCCGGGAGCGACGCGAGAAGGUCGGGACGGUCACGCCAAGCGUCGGGCGAAGGGUCACAUCACCAUCAGCGCGCCCACCGGGGAGCACGAGAGCGGGGUAAAGAUGAAGGACGCCUCGCCGUACGCGCAGCGUCUGAGCAGCAUCCACGGCCCACCAGUGCUGGGCUACAGCGAAGUCCUGCGGCGACCCAGCAUCAAGGUCACGCUUCUCGAGUCCGUGGCGGACUCCGGGCCCGAGAGGGAGAAGCAAGCGGCGGAGCAGGUCAAGAGGGUCGUCAGACACAUCCGGCGAAAGUCCAGCGCCGCCGUGCGCCGGCUCAGCGCCGCCGGGCCGCCCGGCGCUAAUUCUUCAAGGAUGUCCGUCAGCGGGGGUCCCGGCUUCGGAUUUCAGCCUCUCGGAGGACCACCGCGCCGUUCCGUUAGCGAAGAGAACCUCCCGCCGGGUUCGGCUCUUUCGCGACCUUCCGUCAGCGCAUCUCCGUACAUGGCGGGUCCGCGCCGGUCCGUGAGCCGGGGAAGUUUCGCGUACGGUCAUCUUCCUCCUCGGCGCUCCAGCAGCGCUGGGCCCGGCGGAUUCCAUCCGGAGCUCGGCGUUCCGCGCGUGUCCGUGAGUGGCGGCUUCCCUGCGCAACAGUUCGCCGCUCCCAGGGCUUCUGUCGGCGGGGGCCCCGCGUCGGUCCCGCCGUUCGACCGCCGGUCCUCGACGCGCCCCUCUGUCAGCGGGAUCAGCAGCCCUCCCGGGGACUCGGCCUCGCCGUUCAGCGCCGAAGAACUGGCGCGGCUGCGGGAGAUCGCCCACAGGUCGGCGUUGUCGAGCCCCGACAACGACUGACCGGUCGAGACGAACGGAGCAACGUAUCGUCGCCGUCGCCGUUUCAAUUCGGCUGUGCUUCUUCGUGUCGUGGCCGGGCCUGGACGGGCCGCACGCUGGUCGCAGAACCAUUGUUCUACGUUUACAUUUUUUUGUGUUUGCCGAAAGGGGUGCGAACAAAAACAACAACAAAAUAAUAAUAGCCAUUACUUAUGCUGACCAGACGAGAUUCCUGGACAACUUUUC
Dermacentor andersoni is the source of this 3568-nucleotide messenger RNA. Its product is annotated as sodium- and chloride-dependent glycine transporter 1-like. Gene Ontology annotation, cellular component: plasma membrane. NCBI's taxonomy places the organism in Eukaryota, Metazoa, Arthropoda, Arachnida, Ixodida, Ixodidae. Gene Ontology annotation, biological process: sodium ion transmembrane transport; nitrogen compound transport; amino acid import across plasma membrane. Gene Ontology annotation, molecular function: amino acid:sodium symporter activity; glycine transmembrane transporter activity. The record is from RefSeq and is a predicted model, not a curated record.